This is a messenger RNA of Vicia villosa (hairy vetch), 858 nucleotides long. RefSeq lists its product as uncharacterized. The coding region runs from base 1 to 858 and encodes 285 amino acids. Lineage: Eukaryota; Viridiplantae; Streptophyta; Magnoliopsida; Fabales; Fabaceae. The transcript has a single exon. The record is from RefSeq and is a predicted model, not a curated record.
AUGGAGCGCAACUGGAAUUUUAUAAAAUUGCCUGAUCUGUAUUACCACGAUGACGGUUAUUUCCUCAUGCGGUUCAAAUCAAAAGAGGAGAAGGAAUCAGUGUUGCAAGGGGGACCAUACACAAUUAGAGGAAUGCCAAUGAUAAUCAAAGAAUGGAAAGCCAACUUCAACAUGAAACAAGAUAUGUUAAGAACGAUCCCAAUUUGGAUCAAGUUACCUAAACUGCCAUUGUAUCUUUGGGGAGAACGCACGCUGGAUAAAAUUGGGAGUGCAAUUGGUGUGCCCAUGAUAACAGAUGAAUGUACCACUCAUAAACUCCGUGUUACUUACGCGCGAAUAUUGGUAGAAGUCGACAUAACUAGGAAACUGCUGGAAGAAAUUGCUUUGAAGGAUAAAGAAGGGAACAUUCUACUGCAACCGAUUGAAUACGAGUGGCGACCCAAGUUCUGUGAUAAGUGCCAGAAAGUGGGGCACACAUGUGUUGAUGGACUCAAAAAGAAGAUAUGGAAACCAAGGCAGCCUAAGAUCACGCCGACACAAGCUGCGGUAUCUGAGGAAAGUCAUAUGCAAUUAGAGGAGCUCACGGCUGGGGUACAGACUGCACAAGCAGAGCAGCCUAUCCUAGAACCUGUUACUACACCAGUAAACACGGAUGGGGAUGUGUUUGCAACACCACACAAUACCAAACAGAAAACAAAGGAAACAGUGGAAGUGACUUGGAUCAAGGCCAAAGGCUCGUCAAAGGCAAAAAAUAGGAAUACUGUCUCUGCAAGUUCUUCUUUUGUGACACAAGAGAAUGGUUUUGAGGUAUUGGGGGUUUUGAAUGACCCCCAUACUUUUGACCGUGGACCAUGUUAG